Messenger RNA from Mustela erminea (ermine), 4488 nucleotides. It is a transcript of the gene IARS1, whose product is annotated as isoleucyl-tRNA synthetase 1. Gene Ontology annotation, biological process: isoleucyl-tRNA aminoacylation. The record is from RefSeq and is a predicted model, not a curated record. The transcript has 36 exons. Gene Ontology annotation, molecular function: aminoacyl-tRNA deacylase activity; ATP binding; tRNA binding. Bases 137 to 4078 code for a protein of 1313 amino acids. Lineage: Eukaryota; Metazoa; Chordata; Mammalia; Carnivora; Mustelidae.
GGCCCAGCGCUGUCAGAGCGUUGCAUCACCUCUGGACGCCCGGCGGCGGCGUGGACGCGGCUCUUUCCUCGUGCGCCUGCACGGGGCCCUUUCAGGUACACCCCCGACCUGCUCGCAAGGUCGCCCCAGAAACAAAAUGGUUCAGCAAGUUCCAGAAAACAUCAAUUUUCCUGCUGAAGAAGAGAAAAUCUUAGAGUUCUGGUCUGAAUUUAACUGUUUUCAGGAAUGCUUAAAGCAAUCAAAACAUAAGCCGAAAUUUACGUUCUAUGAUGGGCCUCCUUUUGCAACUGGACUACCUCACUAUGGACAUAUACUUGCAGGGACAAUUAAAGAUAUAGUUACCAGAUAUGCUCACCAGAAUGGGUUUCAUGUUGAGAGAAGAUUUGGAUGGGAUUGUCAUGGCUUACCUGUGGAAUAUGAAAUUGAUAAGACACUGGGAAUCAGAGGACCAGAGGAUGUAGCCAAAAUGGGGAUUGUAGAAUAUAACAAUCAGUGCCGAGCAAUUGUGAUGAGAUAUUCUACUGAGUGGAAGUCCACUGUUACGAGACUUGGCCGAUGGAUUGACUUUGACAAUGACUACAAAACUCUGUAUCCACAAUUCAUGGAAUCUGUCUGGUGGGUCUUCAAGCAGCUCUAUGAUAAAGGCCUUGUGUAUAGAGGUGUGAAAGUCAUGCCUUUCUCCACCGCAUGCAACACUCCACUGUCCAACUUCGAAUCUCACCAGAACUACAAGGAUGUUCAAGACCCUUCAGUGUUUGUAACUUUCCCUUUGGAGGAAGAUGAAAAUGUGUCUUUGGUGGCUUGGACAACCACUCCCUGGACUCUACCUAGUAACCUUGCCCUGUGUGUUAAUCCAGACAUGCAGUACGUGAAGAUUAAAGAUGUUGUCAGAGGAAAAUUACUCAUUUUAAUGGAAGCCAGAUUAUCAGCCCUCUAUAAGUUGGAGAGUGACUAUGAGAUCCUUGAAAGAUUUCCUGGUACCUGUCUCAAAGGCAAGAAGUAUAGGCCCCUGUUUGACUAUUUUGUGCAGUGCAAGGGGAGUGGCGCCUUCACGGUACUUGCUGACAGCUACGUGCGGGAGGAGGAGGGCACAGGAGUGGUGCACCAGGCUCCUUACUUCGGUGCUGACGACUAUCGGGUCUGUAUGGACUUCAACAUCAUUCAGAAAGACUCUCCUCCCGUUUGCCCUGUGGAUGCUUCAGGCUGUUUCACGGCAGAAGUGACAGAUUUCACGGGACAGUAUGUGAAGGAUGCUGACAAAAACAUCAUCAGGACUCUGAAGGAGAAAGGCCGACUUCUUGUUUCCAGCACCUUCACUCACAGUUACCCCUUCUGCUGGAGGUCAGACACUCCCCUGAUUUACAAAGCCGUGCCCAGCUGGUUCGUGCGGGUGGAGCACAUGGUGGACCAGCUCCUGCGGAACAAUGACCUGUGUUACUGGGUCCCAGAGUUUGUGCGAGAAAAGCGAUUUGGAAAUUGGCUGAAAGAUGCACGUGACUGGGCGAUUUCCAGAAAUAGAUACUGGGGUACCCCCAUCCCCCUGUGGGUCAGCGAUGACUUUGAGGAGGUAGUAUGCAUUGGAUCGAUGGCAGAACUUGAAGAGCUGUCGGGGGCAAAGAUCUCUGAUCUUCACAGAGAGAGCAUUGAUCAUCUGACCAUCCCUUCCCGCUGUGGGAAGGGAGUAUUGCGUCGCAUCUCUGAAGUGUUUGACUGUUGGUUCGAGAGCGGCAGCAUGCCCUAUGCUCAAGUUCAUUAUCCGUUUGAAAACAAGAGGGAGUUUGAUGAUGCAUUUCCUGCAGACUUCAUUGCUGAAGGCAUUGACCAGACCAGAGGAUGGUUUUACACCCUGCUGGUGCUGGCCACUGCUCUUUUUGGACAGCCGCCUUUCAGGAACGUGAUUGUGAACGGGCUCGUCCUGGCAAGUGAUGGUCAAAAAAUGAGCAAACGAAAAAAGAAUUAUCCGGAUCCACUUUCCAUCAUCCAUAAAUAUGGUGCCGACGCCCUCAGACUGUAUCUGAUCAACUCCCCUGUGGUGAGAGCAGAAAACCUUCGAUUUAAGGAGGAGGGUGUGCGUGAUGUCUUGAAGGAUGUGCUGCUCCCUUGGUACAACGCCUACCGCUUCUUCAUCCAGAACAUCCUGAGGCUGCAGAAGGAGGAAGGAACGGAAUUCCUCUACAACGAGAACACAGUUAAAGAAAGUGCCAACAUCACAGACCGGUGGGUCCUGUCCUUCAUGCAGUCACUGGUUGGGUUCUUCGAGACUGAAAUGGCAGCUUACAGGCUCUACACGGUGGUGCCUCGCCUGGUCAAGUUUGUGGAUGUCCUAACCAACUGGUACGUCAGGAUGAACCGCAGGAGGCUGAAGGGUGAAAACGGGGUGGAGGACUGCGUUACGGCCCUGGAGACCUUGUUCAGCGUCCUGCUGUCCCUGUGCAGACUGAUGGAAGCAUUUCCCCAGCUCACUGAUGCGGUUUCUGAGGUGUGGGGACAUGGGGUCAUGGUUGCAGCUCCUGUUGUUACUGCAGACUUCUUCUGGGUGCUUCAGGACUCUGGCUCUACCCGCUGCCGCUACAGUGCAGGGGUGCAUCCUGCCAGGGCCCCCUAUACGCCUUUUCUCACCGAAUUGAUGUACCAGAAUCUAAAGCUGCUGAUCGACCCUGUUUCUGUCCAGGACAAGGACACACACAGCAUCCACUACCUCAUGCUGCCCCAUGUUCGGGAGGAGCUGAUUGACAAGAACACGGAGAGAGCCGUUUCUCGGAUGCAGUCUGUGAUUGAACUUGGGCGAGUGAUUCGAGACCGCAAAACCAUUCCGAUAAAGUAUCCUUUGAAAGAAAUUGUGGUUAUCCAUCGGGAUCUAGAAGCUCUUCGUGAGAUCAAGUCUUUGGAGAAGUAUAUCAUUGAGGAAUUGAACGUCCGAAAGGUCACGCUGUCUACGGAUAAAAACAAGUAUGGCAUUCGUCUAAGGGCAGAGCCUGAUCACAUGGUCCUGGGGAAGCGUCUGAAGGGAGCCUUCCGGGCAGUGAUGACGUCCAUCAAGCAGCUGAGCAGUGAGGAGCUGGAGCGCUUCCAGGAGAGCGGGACCAUUGUCGUAGAAGGCCAUGAGCUACAUGAAGAGGACAUCCGCCUCAUGUACACAUUUGAUCAGACAACAGGAGGGACAAUGCAGUAUGAAGCACACUCAGAUGCCCAGGUUUUGGUUCUCUUAGAUGUCACUCCCGACCAGUCAAUGGUGGAUGAAGGAGUGGCUCGGGAGGUCAUCAAUCGCAUCCAGAAACUUCGCAAAAAGUGCAAUCUGGUCCCAACUGAUGAAAUAACAGUUUAUUAUAAAGCAAAGUCUGAAGGGAAUUAUCUGAAUAAUGUUAUCGAAAGCCACACAGAGUUCAUAUUUGCCACCAUAAAGGCUCCCUUGAAACCGUAUCCAGUUCCAACGUCAGAUAAAGUCCUUAUUCAAGAAGAAACACAGUUAAAGGGUUCUGACCUGGAAAUUACAAUCACCAGAGGAUCAUCCCUGCCUGGUCCUGCUUGUGCAUAUGUCAAUCUUAACAUUUGUACAAAUGGCAGCGAGCAAGGUGGAGUAUUACUUCUGGAAAAUCCAAAAGGUGAUAACAGGUUGGACCUUUUAAAGCUGAAGAAUGUUAUCACUAGUAUUUUUGGCGUGAAAGAUACCGACCUGGCUGUCCUCCGUGGUGCCGCAGAAAUACGAAACCAGACUGACUUACUGAGUCUCAGUGGGAAAACCCUUCGCGUGGCAGCGGGGUCUGCCCCCGCUGUGGUGGACGGCCCCGGCACUGCACUCUGCCGCUACAUCAACCUGCAGCUCCUGAACGCAGGCCCACAAGAGUGUGUAAAGGGAACAGUGGGCACACUCCUUCUGGAAAACCCCCCCGGGCAGAACGGACUCACCCACCAGGGCCUUCUGUAUGAGACAGCCAAGGUGUUUGGUCUUCGCAGCAGGAAGCUCAAGCUGUUUCUGAAUGAGGCUCAGACACACGAAAUUACAGAAGAAAUCCCCAUGAAGACUUUGAACAUGAAGACUGUGUAUGUUUCUGUAUUACCCAUGACGGCGGAAUUCUAACAUCAGAUUCCACGUGACGGAGUCCUUCCCGCACCGCACGCCUGUCCCCUACACACACGGAAGGGGUUUCCUUCAGGGGCACAUAGGAUUUGCUGCUUUGGGUUCACAGUUGGAAUGGGGGUGAUUCCUCAGGGCACUUGAUGCCUCACAGUAAUACUUACACGUAACCCGGAGCUCCCGCACAGCCACAGGGAGGGCAGGCUGCACCUCUGCUCACUUCUACACUUGCACAACGUGGAAGUGAUUUCAGUGGCAGAUUUAUAUAUCAUUCUGUGGCCUUUUCAGACUUGUUUGAGAUGUCUUGAAGGUAUGUGUUAAAUAUUUCUGCUACCUGGAUUUUCCUGGGUAAUUUAAUGGAAUAUUUGAAGUUUAAGUAAAUUAGAACAAUAAAUAAAUUUUCUCUCAGAUAA